AUGGAGUAUCUGUAUUCGUUUCUGCCAAAGCUGCGGGUUCAACAUGGAUCGUCCUGGAAUCAAAUUACAGUGAAUGCCCAGAUACGUCGCGCACGUCCCCAAAGAGCUGGUUGUUGUUUUGCUCAUGCUGGCUCUUGCAGAUACGGCUCAAAGCUGCCUGCCUGCAUGGGGACGAUGCGGAACACUUUUGUGUCAAAGACUUGCUAUUUGUGGCCAUCAGCCGUGAAACCCUCAUUCAGGUUGUUUAACCGACGUGCAAUGCAGUUGACGGCAUGGGACACUUCCAUAUUGACCUCACAGAUCGCUUCCCUGGUGACAGCAUUCGUACAAGGGCUGCGUCGAAGACAUUUCCACCACGAGAGACGAUCUGGAUCGUGGGUGAUCGAAUGUCUUGCACAUUCAUGGCGCCAAGUUCACUAA
Pochonia chlamydosporia 170 is the source of this 420-nucleotide messenger RNA. RefSeq lists its product as hypothetical. The transcript has a single exon. Lineage: Eukaryota; Fungi; Ascomycota; Sordariomycetes; Hypocreales; Clavicipitaceae. Bases 1 to 420 code for a protein of 139 amino acids. The record is from RefSeq and is a predicted model, not a curated record.